This is a messenger RNA of Ochlerotatus camptorhynchus, 2666 nucleotides long. It is a transcript of the gene Wdfy2, whose product is annotated as WD repeat and FYVE domain containing 2. Gene Ontology annotation, molecular function: protein binding; metal ion binding. The record is from RefSeq and is a predicted model, not a curated record. The transcript has 5 exons. Bases 343 to 1569 code for a protein of 408 amino acids. Gene Ontology annotation, cellular component: early endosome. Lineage: Eukaryota; Metazoa; Arthropoda; Insecta; Diptera; Culicidae.
CUGUCAAAACAUUUGACAAUUAUCUACCGAGUAAAGUGAUUGUUAAUCUAUCCGUAUUUUUCUACGCCAACUAACCAAAACCAGCAGCAAUAUAGUGGUCAAACACCACAUCAAGUUGGGAGAAAACGGCCCAAAGUUGUUAUUUUUCGUUUUAGUCAUCGUUGUCGGGCGUUUUUUGUGAUUUUUUCGACUACCUAUUGUUCUUCUGCCCCAGGAGUUUACCGAUAAAGAACAAAAUUUCACAGGUGGAAAAAAAGCCUCGAAGUUUUGUUUUUCCAUUUGCGUUUGAGGAGACUUUCAUUGCGAUCGGGAAAGUGUGAAAAUCGGAAUCGGAAGCUGACAAUGGCCGCAGAGAUUAAGCCCGCACCGCGUAGUGCAAAUGAUCGCUUCAGUACGACGAAAAAGCCGGAAUUGCUUAACAAGCUGGAGGGCUGCAAUGAUGACGUGAACGCAGCGCUACUGAUUCCCGGAGAGGAAGGUGUUAUCAGUGUUUGUGAUGACAAAACGAUUCGCGUGUGGUUGCGACGUGACUCCGGCCAGUAUUGGCCAUCGAUUUGUCAGUAUAUGCCAUCAGGAUGCACUUCUCUGUUCUACACACCGGAAACCAGAACACUCUUCAUCGGGCAGGAGAAUGGAACAAUUUCACAGUUUACACUGUCCGAUGAUUGCAACCGCUUGACACCGAUCCGGGAGUACCUAGCGCAUCAAGCACGCAUUACGAAUGUGAUUUUUGCCAAACACACCGGAUGGAUAUUGUCCGCUGGACGGGACAAGUUCUUUGUCUAUCACAGCACCGAAACUGGCGAACGUCUCGGUUGCUACACGUUCGAGGCCAUAUGCACAGCCAUGCAAUAUGAUUCCCUUUCUAAGUAUGCAUUCGUAGGUGAUUAUAGUGGCCAAAUUACAAUGCUGAAGCUGAGCGCAACUGGAGCGGCGGUGGUAACGACGAUGAAAGGGCAUGCUGGAUCUGUCCGAGCGUUAUACUGGGCCGAGGGACCACAGCUUCUGUUCAGCGGAUCGUACGAUCAAACUGUCAUCGUUUGGGAUGUUGGUGGCAAACGCGGAACGACAUACGAACUACACGGACACAAUAAUAAAGUUUCAGCGCUUACGUAUGGUAGCAACACGCAACAGCUGGUUUCGGCCGGCGAAGAUUCGGUGAUUGUGUUCUGGGAGAUGAAUGCCAUGCGUAAGGUAGCCCCGGAGUGGGUUGAAUCGGACACAUGCCAGCUUUGUACGAGGGCCUUCUUCUGGAAUCUGCGGGCCAUGAUCGACCAGAAGCAGAUCGGAAUCCGUCAGCACCAUUGUCGCUACUGUGGCAAGGCCGUGUGCGACAAAUGUUCGACCAACCGGAUCAACAUUCCCAUCAUGGGAUUUGAGUUCGAUGUGCGUGUGUGUGAGCAGUGCUUCCAGCGAUUGAAGAGCGAAGAGCGACCAUCCCUGGCGACAUUCCAUGACGCCAAGCACAGCAUCGUGGCGAUGGAUCUGGACGAGCCGAGAAAAAGACUGCUUACCGUCGGACAGGAUCGCAUCAUCAAGAUCUGGGACCUUUCCUCCAUUUGGCCUUAAGAGCUACGUCCAACUAUUGCAUUCACACAGUUUAGUUUUCGCGUUUCUAACCGCUUUGCACGUGAAGCCCCCCCCCCCUUUCUCAGUUUAAUAUUGGCCAGGUACGAGGAAGAUUUUGGAUUGCAGAAAUAAAAUUGUAUUAUCACUGUACUGUACUACACUCACACAUAUAAAUAUCGUUUUAAGCUUGGCUUUAUUUUGUUUAUAAUAGAUUACAAGUGAUUGAAGGUAACUAAAAUGUAGGGAACGUCGUGUAACAUAUGGAUGAAAAGUAACUAACUUUUUAUACUAUAAUUGGAAACUACUAGGUGAAAUAAAAUUCAUAAACGAAUGACAUCAUAGUUAAUAUUCGGCUACAAUACUAAAACUCACAUAUAUGAAGAGAACGAAAGUGGGGUCCGUGGGUGGUUACAGUAGCUAUACCAAAAUUUGUGCGAAGAGAGCCCGUUGUUUGUGUAGUUUAACUGUAAACUUUAACAAUAAAACUAUAAUGAUAGUAGCCAAUAAGACUUGAAUAACUAUUGUAAUGUAUGUUAGAUUUUCUGGAAACAAGUGGAAAUUUGAGUUAUCUGUCGACCUGAUGAGUUGUCCCCCUUUUUCAUUAGCUGUAUUCACUACAAAUACAGCGGUUUUUUGUUGUUGUUGAAGAGAUAAUACUUGGUUACUCUAUUCAUUGUUUAUGUAUCAAUAGAAGUUCUUCGCGUUUAAAGUUUGUGUUUCGAAUUUCCGGGAAAGUAUUGAACAUGGUUUCAUUGGUCUAUGAUUUCACGAGGAAUCACAACCCUUGUCUCUAGUAAUCAACGACUCGCGAACACUACAAGAUAGAGAGACGAGUUUUAGAGGUGUAAUUGGUGCUUUCAAUGUUCAUUGUAGGGAAGCGAAGAAACUGAAGACGUCGUCAGGUGAAGAACACAAAACUGUGACAAACUUAAGGGAAACAAAUCGAAUCCGAAACUUAUUCCGAGAGAUGUAAAAUAAACGUAGAAAAUACAUUAACAAAACGGCAUACAUGCAUGUAUAUUACACGAAAAUUAUAUUGUUAUGAUAAAUCAGAAGAUAAUAAAUAUAUCAUUCAUUCUUUCGUUUUUAAAAACAAA